AGCAGUGGAGAGAUCCCAAGAGCGUGCGCGGCAGCCCCAUGUUUCAGCCAGGGCUCCCUUCCCCAGCUCCCACCCAUGGAUGUGAUGGCAGCUCCUGGUCUGUCUUGGUGUCUGUCCCUCCCUGUCUUCCUCCUGGCCCUGGCCAUCCCUCGGGGAUCCACAGCGGCGAAUGACACUUCCAAGCUCACAUGCUUCUACAACUCAAAAGCCAACAUCUCCUGUGUCUGGAGCUGGGAUGGGGACCCGCAGACCACGUCCUGCAAGAUCCACGCUCAUCCGGAUAGACGGCCUUGGAACAAAUCCUGUGAGCUGCUCCCGAUGAGCCUGGCAUUCUGGGCCUGUCACCUGGUCCUUGGAUCCCCAGAUGCUCAGAGUCUGACUGCGGCUGACAUCGUCCACAUGAGCGUGAUGUGCCAUGAAGGGGAAAGGUGGAAGACACUGAUGACCCAGGACUUCAAGCCCUUUGAGAACCUUCGCCUGAUGGCCCCCGACUUGCUCCAAGUCACCCAAGUCGAGACCCACAAAUUCAACAUAACCUGGAAAGUCCCUCAGUCUUCCCACUACAUUGAAAGUUACCUGGAGUUUGAGGCCCGGACAAGGUCCCCGGGCCAGAGCUGGGAGGAGGCCUCCGUGCUGAUCCUCAGGCAGAACCAGCAAUGGAUUUCCCUAGAGACACUCACUCCAGGCACCCUGUAUGAAUUUCAAGUGCGGGUCAGGGCCCACCUAGGCAGCCACAAAGCUUGGAGUCCCUGGAGUCAGCCGCUGGCCUUCAGGAUGCCAGCCUCAGAGAAGCAGACUCUGCCCUUUCUUUGGUUUGGCCCCAUCAUCAUGGGCCUCGGCAGUGCCUCUGGCUUUAUCAUCUUGGUCUGCUUGUUGGCCAACUACCAGUACAUCGGACCAUGGCUGAAGAAGGUUCUGAAGUGCCACAUCCCAGACCCCUCGGAGUUCUUUUCCCAGCUGAAGUCAGAGCAUGGAGGAGAUUUCCAGAAGUGGCUCUCCUCGCCCUUCCCGUCGUCAUCCUUCAGCCCCAACGCCCAGGCAGCCGAGAUCUCCCCGCUGGAGGUGUUGGACCGGGACGCCAAGGCCACACAGCUCCUCCUGCUGCAGCAGCAGAAGGGACCCUCACCCUCCACCGAGACCAGCGGCCACUCGCUGACCAGCUGCUUCACCAACCAGGGUUACUUCUUCUUCCACCUCCCUGAUGCUCUGGAGAUCGAGGCCUGCCAGGUGUACUUCACCUAUGACCCCUGCACAGAAGAGCCCGAGGAGGGCAGGCCCGGGGAGCCCGAGGGGCCUCUCCUCCCGCCCCUGCUGCCCCCGCCAGCGGAGGAUGAUGCCUACUGCACCUUCCCCCCAGGGGAUGACCUGCUCCUCUUCUCUCCCGGUCUCCUGGGUGGCGCCAGCCCCCCUAACCCCGCCCCGGGGGGCGCUGGAGCUGGUGAAGAGAAGCUGCCCCCCUCUCUGCAGGAGGGAGCUCCCAGAGACUGGGCCCCCCAGCCCCUGGUGCCUCCCACCCCAGGAGCGCCUGACCUGGGGGAUAGCCAGCCACCCCCAGAGCAUGCCCUGCGGGACGCAAGAGGGGAGGUCCCAGCCGCUGGCCCCGGGGAGGGGGUCAGCUUCCCCUGGGCUAGUCUCCCCGGGCGAGGCCAGGUCAGGGCCCCUACCUUCUGCCUGACCCUGAACACCGAUGCCUACCUGUCCCUCCAAGAGCUGCAGAAUCGGGACCCGGCUUACUCAGUGUAG
Messenger RNA from Neomonachus schauinslandi (Hawaiian monk seal), 1743 nucleotides. RefSeq names its product interleukin 2 receptor subunit beta (gene IL2RB). The record is from RefSeq and is a predicted model, not a curated record. Gene Ontology annotation, cellular component: membrane; external side of plasma membrane. The transcript has 10 exons. Lineage: Eukaryota; Metazoa; Chordata; Mammalia; Carnivora; Phocidae. Gene Ontology annotation, molecular function: protein binding; cytokine receptor activity. Bases 76 to 1743 code for a protein of 555 amino acids. Gene Ontology annotation, biological process: cytokine-mediated signaling pathway; immunoglobulin mediated immune response.